CCGCAUCGUCACUCGGCUGCCGUUGUCGCUAUCUCCCCCCCUCCCUUCCUUAUAUCUUUGUUUUUGAGAGAAUUCAAAGAUACCGAUUGCAACCAUGCCCGCGAAAGCUGUCUCUACCCGCCUUAACCCGGUCCGUCUGCAGUCCAUCCCUCACCUGCGCGUCCGGCGUCCGAACACCAAUGAGCCGAAUACCUGCGUUGCGGUGAUGUCGUCUAUGCUGAGCUGCUGGGCAUCCCAGGGCUACACCCACGAGGGAUGCGCCGUUCUCGAACAACAAUUGAGAUCUUGCAUGGAUGCUCCUAAACCCAAGUCCCAGAAGCGCAACCCCAUCAACUACCACCUCAUGAGAAUGUUCCCCAAGGUCGUCGGUCCCAAGAAGAAGGACGGUGUGUUGGGUUAAAUUGCCAAACCAUAUAUACACUACAUUAUUUGCGUGUGAUUCAAAACCUUUUUUCGAGCGGUUGCAUACGGGCAUACGAUUCACCUACUACCUACUGUCGUCGAACUUUCGCUCUUGUCUUGUCUGGCCUGAUAUGAUGGAUGAGUAGAGGGUGUGGUGGUAUGGAAGUGAAGAACUUCUUCGCGGAGGGGGAGAGAGAAAAUAUUUUUUAUUAUUUUGGAGUUUUGGGCUUGUAAUAUGCUACUACCUACCACAUCAGUUCUGAUUCUGUGUUGAGGGUAGGUGGGAGGGUUCUUUUUGUAUAUUAUUAUGUGGAUGUUGUAUGUUAUCAAUCAUUUUCGAUUUCUU
This is a messenger RNA of Aspergillus neoniger CBS 115656, 748 nucleotides long. Its product is annotated as mitochondrial 37S ribosomal protein mS37. The coding region runs from base 95 to 400 and encodes 101 amino acids. Gene Ontology annotation, biological process: mitochondrial translation. Gene Ontology annotation, cellular component: mitochondrial small ribosomal subunit. The record is from RefSeq and is a predicted model, not a curated record. Gene Ontology annotation, molecular function: structural constituent of ribosome. NCBI's taxonomy places the organism in Eukaryota, Fungi, Ascomycota, Eurotiomycetes, Eurotiales, Aspergillaceae. The transcript is spliced from 3 exons.